AUGACAGUGAAAGCACCCUAUGAUCACUUAGGUGGGCAAUACACCUUCGAGUUUGACGUCGAUGAUGAUUUGGGGAGAUCGGAGCUGUGCUGUUAUGAUAACGACCAAAGGAGGAUCUUCUUCGCUGACAAGUGUUACCUGCCAUCGAAAACGCCAAGUGCCCUCAGGUCGCUGAGAAAGAAAGAUUUGGAGUUCAUUCGAGGCGAUGGCCAAGGAGAGCGUAAAGAUUUCGAGAGGAUUUACGAUUAUGAUGUAUACAACGACCUUGGAGAUCCCGACAAUAAGAGCUCAGAUCUUGCACGGCCGGUGCUCGGUGGCAAGAAAUUUCCUUACCCUAGGCGCUGCCGUACUGGUCGGAAAAUGUCCUCUAAAGAUCCGCUGACGGAGACAAGAUCUUCAGACCCGUUUUAUGUACCAAUCGAUGAAGAUUUUUCAGAGAUAAAGUCGGUAUCAUUUGGAGCGAGGACUUUGUAUAACUUGCUCAUUGGUGUUAUACCCCGUCUAGGCACCGCUUUUACAGGAAAAGACGAAGACUUUCGUUUAUUCCAGGAUAUAGAGUCGCUUUUUGACGAAGGAGUUGUUAUUAAUGGUACUGAUAAACAUGUUGCAAGUGUUUUGCCUAGAAUUAUCCAUGAGGUUGUUGACACCGUGGAUGACCUUAUCAAGUUUGAUCCACCUGAAACUAUCCAGAGGGACACGUUCUUUUGGCUCCGUGAUGAUGAAUUCAGUCGACAAAUGCUUGCUGGUGUCAAUCCUUGCAGCAUACAGUUGGUUACGGAAUGGCCAUUGAUGAGUAAAUUGGACCCUAAAGUUUACGGGCCACCUGAAUCAGCAAUCACCAAGGAGAUUGUUGAGCGAGUGAUUGGAGGUUUCAUGACUUUCGAGGAGGCUUUGGAACAAAAGAAAUUGUUCGUGUUGGAUUACCAUGAUCUACUAUUGCCAUACGUAAAUAGAACAAGAGAUAUUGAUGGGAUAACUCUAUAUGGUUCAAGGACUUUAAUGUUCCUUACUCCUGCUGGAACGUUGACCCCAGUUGCCAUAGAGUUGACUCGACCGUCUUCAGAAUGGCAACCACAGUGGAAGCAUGUGUACACACCUUCUUUGGGUGCCACUGGUUCUUGGCUAUGGAAGAUAGCUAAAGCUCAUGUCCUUUCUCAUGAUUCCGGUAUUCACCAGCUUGUUAGCCAUUGGCUAAGAACUCACUGUGCAACUGAGCCUUACAUCAUUGCCUCCCACCGUAAUCUUAGCACAAUGCAUCCUAUUGCACGACUACUCCACCCUCAUUUUCGUUACACCCUGAAGAUCAACGCCCUAGCUCGACAAUCUCUCAUUAAUGCCGGUGGUGUUAUAGAGUCGACAUUCUCUCCUGGAAAAUAUUGUAUGCAACUUUCCUCUGACGUCUAUGAUCAGUUGUGGCGUUUUGAUCACGAGGCACUUCCAGCUGACUUGAUAAGCAGGGGUAUGGCUGUUAAAGAUCCUACUGAACCACAUGGUUUGAAACUAACAAUCGAGGACUAUCCAUUUGCAAACGACGGUCUACUCCUUUGGGAUGCCAUCAAACAGUGGGUUACGUCUUUUGUCAACAACUACUACCCACAAGCAAGUCUCGUAGCAUCUGAUGAAGAGCUUCAAGCAUGGUGGCAUGAGAUUCGAACAGUUGGGCAUGGCGAUAAGAAAGAUGAACCAUGGUGGCCACAACUCAAAACCCAUGAUGAUUUGAUUGGAAUCGUGUCAACUAUCAUAUGGGUUACUUCUGGCCAACAUUCAGCUGUGAACUUCGGACAAUACGAGUAUGCUGGUUAUUUCCCUAACCGGCCAACCAUCGCUAGAACCAAGAUGCCUAACGAUGACCCAACAGAUAAAGACUGGCAGAUAUUCCUAGACCGGCCUGAGGCUGCGUUGUUGAAAUGCUUCCCUUCCAAAUCGCAAGCUACCACAGUCAUGGCAGUUCUAAACGUUUUAUCGACUCAUGCCACUGAUGAGGAGUACAUCGGUAAAACUGCAGAGGGUCCAUUUGAGGCGGAGCCAGCUAUAAAGGUCGCAUAUGAAGAGUUUCGUGAAAGGAUUAAUGAGAUGGAACGCACCAUAGAGAAAAAUAAUGCCAAUCGCAAUUUAAGAAACCGAAGUGGUGCAGGGUUGGUUCCAUACAAGCUUCUCAAGCCUUCUUCGGCACCUGGUCCUACCGGAGAAGGUGUUCCAAACAGCAUCUCCAUCUAGUUCACUCAUUUCAUGCAAUAAAGCUUUUCGAGAUGACCGAUGCUACAUUAAUAAGAUUACUAAGUAUGUUGUUGUGUUUGUUUGUCUUGUCCCUAGUGUUGUUGUUAACAACACGAGUAGUUGCAAUGUACGAAAUUUGAAAUAAAAGAAU
Molecule: messenger RNA, 2368 nt
Organism: Lactuca virosa
Lineage: Eukaryota; Viridiplantae; Streptophyta; Magnoliopsida; Asterales; Asteraceae
Source: the annotation of a GenBank genome assembly